Messenger RNA from Klebsormidium nitens, 2768 nucleotides. The record is from the annotation of a GenBank genome assembly. Lineage: Eukaryota; Viridiplantae; Streptophyta; Klebsormidiophyceae; Klebsormidiales; Klebsormidiaceae.
CGCAGGCUGGCAUCUCACACACCACUGGCGCCUUCCGCCUUUCUCUGGUUCUUAGUUCUACUUCCUGGAAUGGCUGCACGGCCGCAUUGUCCUCGGUCUGCCAAGCAGGCGGCGAGGAUGGCAGCCUUCAAGGAGGGGGCAAUCAGAGCGUUCAGUUGACUUUUCGCUUGACGCGGCAGGGGAGUGAGCGAGGGCAGUGUUAGAUCAAAAGGUUCUGGCCGAGAUCGAGAUGGCACUGACGAAGAGUGUCUGCGGGAGCCGAGGGAUUGAAAGUCUCUGCACGGCAAGAUUAGAGAGUCAGGCUAGACGAGUCACCCUUUGCUGCCUGCCUUUCCAGGCAAUCCCAAAACCCCAAGGCCGCCCUCCAGGCCCCCGGCACUCUUCUCGUAGCUCUUCUUCAUACAACCGUCAGCAUUCACAACCACAGCAGCUCCCCAAGUCAACAUCCUUUAUUAGAAACGUCAAAGUCUGUGCAAGCAGCAAGGGCGGAAGCAAUGGCCAUGUUGACAGCGCAAACGCAGAGCAAAAGGAUCAGGGAGAAGGCGGCGAGUCCACAAAUGGGGAGGGCAAUGGCAGGGGGCCAAUCUAUGUGGAAGAUGGAGACAGGCCGCCCCCGGGACUGGCAGCUGCAGCGAGACAGCAGUCAGAGCCUCAAAUAGAGCCUGACGGAGAUCACAAAAUGCUGGCGGCUGUUGACAUGGGGACGAACUCGUUCCACAUGGUCAUAGUGCGGGCCGAUGCAAAAGGUCGCUUCCAGAUUGUCGAUGUGGAGAAGGAUGAUGUCAGGCUGGGGAAGGGCAGCAUGGGGUUCAGCAUCAUUCACCCUGACGCCGAGGAGCGCGCGAUCGCAGCCAUGAGGCGAUUCCAGAAGAUUGCUAAAACCAGGAACGCUUCGAUGAGAGUGGUCGCAACAUCUGCGGUCCGGGAGGCAAAGAACCGAAGGACAUACAUCCGGCGAGUCAAGGAGGAGACAGGAAUCGAUGUCGAGAUCCUGUCGGGCAAAGAGGAGGCUUGCCUGAUCUAUCUGGGAGUUCUGCAAGCCCUCCCCGUCUUCGAAAAAACCGUCCUGACCGUCGAUAUCGGAGGAGGCUCUACCGAAUUCGUCGUGGGCCGGCAAGGGGAGCCGCUUUAUGCCACGUCGCUGAAGCUCGGGCAUGUGCGGUUGACGGAGCAAUUCCUAGGGAGUGGGAAUGAGCCCCUGCAGAGGUCGCAGAUUGACGACCUCCGGCGCCACGUGCGGAUAAUGCUCGCGGACUCAGGCGUCCUUGACGCAGUCAGCAACCGGCACUUUGAUGUCGCGAUCGGGAGUUCUGGGACGAUUGAAACGAUUGCGGAAAUGAUUCAUGCCAACGUGGAACCAGAGGGCGUGGAGGGUACGGAGGUGGACAAGAAGGUGGCCGAUAAGAAGGGGCGGCAGUUCAAGGAGGAGGAGUUCACCAAGGAGCAGCUGCAGGCCGUGGUGAAGAAGAUUCUGAAGGCCAAGACGAACGACCAGCGCGCCAAGAUCCCGGGGCUGCAGAAGCAGAGGGCUGACGUCAUCGUGGGGGGAGCGAUCCUGCUCGAGGAGAUCUUUGAGGCCAUGAACAUCGACAAAAUGAAAGUGUCGCCGUACGCCCUUCGGGAGGGCGUCAUCGUCGACACGCUGUCGCAGACCAUUGAGAACUUCAACCAGACGCCCGACAUCCGGCGCGCUUCGAUCCUCAAUCUGGCCGCGCGGUUCAACACCGACCGCAGAAUGGAUUCCGCCAUCCACUCCGCGGACCUCGCAAAGCAAAUUCUGUGGGGCAUGCAGACGUGCCGCACGGGCAGCCAGGACUGCUGCACGGAGCUGGCGCUGUCGCUGGACGACAACGACUGCUUCCUCAUGGAGGCCGCCACCAUGCUGCACUACGUCGGCAUGUUCGUCUCGCACACCGGCUACCACAAACACUCCUACUACUUAAUCAAGAACAACGAGCACUUGCUGGGCUUCAGUCCGAUGGAGAUCGAGGUGAUUGCGCUGCUGACGCGGUACCACCGCAAAAAGGUGCCCUCCAGCAAGCACGAGGCCUUCGCAGAGCUACCGCCGGAGAUCCAGACCAAGUUUAAGGCCAUGUGUGCGAUCAUGCGCGUGGCGGUCGCCCUAGACCGGUGCGACUCGUCGACGGUGGAGCGGGUGACGGUGCUGCAAGACCUGCAGUCUUGCGUGCUGGCCGUGACGCCGAAGGUGGACCCGGACACUGGUAAGGCCAAGGACGUGUCCCUCGAGGUCUGGGCUGCGACGGCCGAGCUAGAGUUCUUCAACAAGGUGUUCAAAAAGACGGCAUCGAUUGUUAUUGCUGACAUGCACGAUGCAGACCAGCUCGACAUCGAAGUUUCGAAGAGCCUCAGCUCCUGAGCCACGGCUCUAUUUCACGACUCUAUGUUUGCGUUUCAACCCGAAGCAGAGGGGGAAGAGAGAGAGUGUGCGAGUCAUCUGUAGAUAGCCGGAAGGGCGAAAAUAGUCGCAAGGUGUGAAUCUGGUAAGAUGGUCGAGACAGGCCCAAAGAAUUGAUUGGUGAGCAGCAUUUGGUAAGGUAGAGAUGGCUAGGAUCCGGUAAGGCUACUGCGCAGCUAGCUAAGGAGUCAGAGUCGAAGCAUGUUACCUGCGCCUAUUGGGCUGCCGUCGCUCGAUGUGUUUGCGAUUUGAGUUGAACUAGAUUGUCGACAUUUCUAGUAUUAUUCUAGUGCAUACUCAGCCGAGCUCAACACAUUCCUCACGGCCUUUAUGCAAACAAAAUGGAAGGAAA